Messenger RNA from Spinacia oleracea (spinach), 1273 nucleotides. RefSeq lists its product as uncharacterized. Lineage: Eukaryota; Viridiplantae; Streptophyta; Magnoliopsida; Caryophyllales; Amaranthaceae. The coding region runs from base 555 to 1037 and encodes 160 amino acids. The record is from RefSeq and is a predicted model, not a curated record. The transcript is spliced from 3 exons.
UGCGACUAUAAUCAUUUGCCAAUUUGUGAUUUUGAAAUUAUUCUCCUUCAUUUCUAAUUGGCUAUGGAUUUGCAAUUUCUUCAUCUGAUUAUUUAGGGAUUUAUUUUAUAAUCAAUUUGGUAGAUAAUUUGAUAUUAUAAGUCAGGAAAUUUUGCAAUAAUCUUCAACUAAAUUUCUGGGGUUUUCUAUUUUAUUGAAUUUGAUAGUGGGGUUGAUUUAAUUUUCACGAAUAGAUUAAUUUGCAUAGGUUUGAUUUACUUUUCUGUAUUUUUUAUUGCAAUUUUUUAUUAUAUUUUUGGGUAUUUUUUGUCAUUUAAUUUUGGAUUAUUUUUGUAAAGGAUUCGAUUUGCAUCGCAAAAGUUUCUGUAAAAAACAUCGUUUAAUAUUCUGCGAAUGUGUUCAAAUAUAAUGGGUAUUGUUUAUACUUAAAAAUUCUGGUUUAAAUUUCUCUAAACUUCUACAAAUUAAUCGAUUAUUUGAUACAGUUUCAUCAAUAGCAAGUUGCUGGUAGAGCUCUUCCAACUGAGACAGAUGUCACACCAAAGAUCUACAGGAUGAAGCUUUGGGCUACCAAUGAAGUCUGUGCUAAGUCCAAAUUCAGGUCAAAGUUAAAGGAUGAUUCUGGGAGCUUGAGAAUUUGUUGCCUUGCUCAGCGCGGAAGCUUCAGCAGACACUUAUUGUGGAAUAGGCGGAGUAUUAUUAACCUUGAGUUCAAAAUUGGUAACGGUGUUUCGGCGACUCUCCCCUUGGCAAGGUUUUCGGUGAUGUUUCUGAGGAACAAUCAAUUGCGACUGUUAUUGAAGCUUUUAAUCAAGGUAUCAACUUAUUUGACACUUCUUCGUAAGUUCAUCAUCUUCCUCAAAUUUGAUGAUCCAUUUCUGUAUUUCUCCCCAGUUUUAUUAGUAUUUAGAUGUGUAUUUUCUGGAAUUUCUGGAAUUGUAAUAUGUUAUUUUAAUUGUUGUUGUACGAAAAUUGAAUUUUUUGUGACCCAUUUUGGGGUUAGAUCAGUAUUUGUCACACUGAAAUCUAUUAAGUGAGUUGUCCCAGGUUGGAGACUACUAAUAGAGUGAUCGCAAAAUUACUCCUCCUAUAGCCAAUUAGUUGUGGGAUCAACAGGGCUACAAGCGUCCUGACUUGGAUUCUGGCCAUGCCUAUUUUACAAAGUUAACAUUAUAUACUGUAAAGAUGCCGCCUUUGUCAUUUGAUUGGAUCAAUUGAUUAUUUAGAUGAUGAAUCUAUUUUGUGGAUUUUGUUUAGGUACUAUGGUACAAAA